Culex quinquefasciatus (southern house mosquito) is the source of this 2048-nucleotide messenger RNA. RefSeq names its product myogenesis-regulating glycosidase. The record is from RefSeq and is a predicted model, not a curated record. Bases 73 to 1998 code for a protein of 641 amino acids. The transcript is spliced from 2 exons. Lineage: Eukaryota; Metazoa; Arthropoda; Insecta; Diptera; Culicidae. Gene Ontology annotation, biological process: carbohydrate metabolic process. Gene Ontology annotation, molecular function: hydrolase activity, hydrolyzing O-glycosyl compounds.
GAACGACAGUCGUGGCGACCUCCGCGAACGUAACAAAACUGCGGCAGUGAAAAGUGUGAUACUCAACAAACUAUGAAGAAUCUUUCGGUGGUGACCCUCGCGGGUCUCCUGCUGGUGGCCUCGGUCAGUGCCGCGGACUACAAGCUGGAGUUCUACGAGGCGCCCGUAACGGCAACGCUCAACAGUGCCACUCGGGUGCUCACGGUGGCGAAUGACGGGAAAGUAGUGCAGACGAUCACGCUGGGACGGGAUUUGGGGACGUCCCAGGAGAUGGAGGAGAUUGCCAAUGGGUUCAAGUUGAAAAGUAUUGAUGGUGAAGAGUUUGAAAUUACGAAGGAUGUGGACGAGAGCGAUUUCUCGUUGUUUACCGUUGCGAGGAAGUCCCGGCACAGGUCGCGGAUGGUGGUGGACUGUGUGAAGAUUGCUGGCGCGGAUUGGUACGGGGGACCUCAGCAAAAGUAUCAGUACUGGCCGAUUCAGAAGUUGCGGUUCAACGAGUAUUCGUAUUUGAGCAAGGAGGCGGAUAACUGUGCGGUGGGUGAUCGGUAUUGGCUGAACUCGUUGGGAUCUUUUGUGUUUGUGGAUAGAACUGCACCGCUGUUUGUCGAUCAGAACUACGGAGAGCCGGGUUAUAUGUGCUUGGAGGCGAAGAAGACGCUGCCGUAUGACGUUUAUGAUGCGACGUAUUCGUUCGUGUACCAGGUUGGUGUUGCAAAGGAUGCCAAGGCGGCACAUUUGAAGGCUGUGGGUCACAUCCUCGGGAAACCUACGGGACAUCCGGCGGAAUCGAUGGUUAAGUAUCCCAUUUGGUCAACCUGGGCAAGGUACAAGAGGGAGAUUGACCAUGAUUUGGUGCUGAAAUUCGCGGAUGAAAUCAUCAGCCAUGGUUGGGUGGACACGCAGUUUGAGCUGGACGACAACUGGGAAACUUGUUAUGGAUCGUUGACCUUCAAUACGACUCAGUUCCCGGAUAUCCGAGCUACUAUCGCAGCUAUCAAAGCGAAAGGAUUUCCGAGGGUUACCAUCUGGAUUCAUCCGUUCAUCAACAAGGGCUGCGAACCGAUAUACUCGGAAGCGAAGCGGAUGGGAUAUCUGGUAGCGGAUCAUACCGGCAAUACGGACACUCAGUGGUGGAACAGUGAACGCGGUCAGGCAGCGUACGUGGACUUUACGAAGCCCGAGGUAGCGCAGUGGUUCAAGAACCGAUUGGCGAAUGUGUUGGCUGUGAGUGGGAUCGACAGCUUCAAGUUUGACGCCGGUGAAGCUAGCUGGUCUCCCCCGGAUGCACUACUGAGCGGUGAACGCAAAGACAACCCAAACAAUAUCGUGUACGACUACCUCCGGACGGUAGCCUCAACCGGCGGAGACCUGGUUGAAGUGCGUACCGCUCACGAUACCCAAGACCUACCCGUAUUCGUCCGCAUGAUCGACAAAGACUCCGAAUGGGACUGGAACAACGGCCUGCCGACGCUGAUCACCACGCUGCUGCAGAUGAACAUGGUCGGCUAUCCGCUGGUCCUGCCCGAUAUGGUCGGUGGAAACGGUUACAACGGAGCUCCGAGCAAGGAGAUGUUCAUUCGCUGGCUUCAGGCGAACGUGUUCAUGCCCAGCAUCCAGUUCUCGUACGUCCCGUGGGACUACGACGCCGAAACGGUUACGAUCGCCAAGGCCAUGACCACGCUGCACGAGAAGUACACUCCGCAGAUCAUGGCCCGCUUCAAGAUGGCCGUAUCUGACGGCCUGCCGGUCAAUCCACCCCUCUGGUGGAUCUCCCCUGACGACACCAUUGCCCAGAAGGUCUUCGAUCAAUUCCUCCUCGGCGAUGACAUCAUUGCGGCGCCGGUCAUUCGGGAGAACGCUCGCUCGCGGGAUAUCUACCUGCCGGCGGGGACGUGGAUCGACGGCAACAGUAACGCGGAACAUACCGGCCCCAAGUGGAUCCGCAAUUACAGCGUCCCGCUGAGCAUGCUGCCGUACUUUGUGCGGAAAGCCGCCUAGUCCGUGAGCGUUCUGAAACUUGAGCAAAUAUAUACUUGCGGGAGCUGAAA